AUGGCAAAUACGAGUCCUCUUGCCGCCCGGGCAGCUAUCAUGGGCUCAGGGACAAUCAAAAUCGUGAAAGCCCUCGUGGAUGCGAGUGCGGACGUCAACCAACCUCUACGUCGUGCUGAAUACCCAAGUCUUGUAGCUGCAGCUACAGCCGCAGCCGCAGGCGAAGAGAAGAUUCUUGCGAUGUCACUUGGCUGCCGGGGCAAAUGUGGAUCCGUCUCUUGA
Molecule: messenger RNA, 222 nt
Organism: Penicillium brevicompactum
Lineage: Eukaryota; Fungi; Ascomycota; Eurotiomycetes; Eurotiales; Aspergillaceae
Exons: 1
Coding region: 1-222 (73 amino acids)
Source: RefSeq, a predicted model, not a curated record